Messenger RNA from Seriola aureovittata, 559 nucleotides. RefSeq names its product late endosomal/lysosomal adaptor, MAPK and MTOR activator 4 (gene lamtor4). Gene Ontology annotation, cellular component: lysosome; Ragulator complex. The coding region runs from base 140 to 442 and encodes 100 amino acids. NCBI's taxonomy places the organism in Eukaryota, Metazoa, Chordata, Actinopteri, Carangiformes, Carangidae. The record is from RefSeq and is a predicted model, not a curated record. Gene Ontology annotation, molecular function: guanyl-nucleotide exchange factor activity. The transcript is spliced from 4 exons. Gene Ontology annotation, biological process: cellular response to amino acid stimulus; positive regulation of TOR signaling.
UCGUUUGAAGUUUCCAACAGCACAUGAAGGUCUCAUCGGUCACGUGAAAAAUCAUAAGACGGAAGUGCAGCUGAGCUACAACCCUGCUACAACCUGUAAAAACAGAAGAAUAAGAAUAAGAAUAAGAAUAAGAAUAAGAAUGACCACUGCGGCUCUGACUGCGGGUCUGGAGCGGAUCCCGGAUCAGCUCGGGUACCUGGUCAUCAGUGAGGACGGGGUCCUGGCUUCUGCAGGUGAGCUGGAGAAUGAUGAACACACAGCUGGUGUGAUGAUGGAGAUGGUUCGAACAGCGAGUCGUUUCAGGUUACCUGGAUCAGCUGAUCCGCCCUUCAAACGCAUGUCAGUGAUCCUGGAGGACUUCGUUUACACGGUGACAGUUUCUGGUCAAAAGGUUUUUGUGGUCAAACGUCAGAACAACCAGCAGGAGCCAAUCAGCGUCUGAAUAACAAAAUGAUGGUGAUGAAGGUCAGAGGUCAACACUGUGACAUUACAGUGACCUCCAGCUGAUUUCUGAUGUUUAUUGUUUUUGUUUGUGUGAAUAAAAUGAUUUUUGAUCUUU